CCAAACGAUGCCACGGCUAUAAUAUGUCCGAUGAUGUAUUGCACAUUAAUCAUCGCAUAUGGUCCAUCUGGCUGCCCAACAAGAAGGUGGAUCAAAGUACCAAUGCACGUUCAUGCCGUUGUCGUCUGUCUGAUGUGAACACAAGCACAUGUCUAGCCUGCAUUUUUUUUUUUAUUUUUUUUUAGCCCGGUUGCACGAAAUGACAAUUUGUCGUAGGUGGAGUGGAGUUUGUUGUUUUGUGCACAGAGAUAUCUUUCUUCACCAUCGAUCGCAUGCUGCAAAGGAGAAAAAAAACCCGACAAUAACGACCGCCUUUGUGUCCUGUGUGUCAAUAAAAGGAAGAAGCAAUUGGAGCAAAAGGAGUUGUAUGAAAAAAAAAAAAACGUUGUAGGCAGGACAGGGGAGUUUUUACACUUUAAAACGAAGCCCUCUUUGAGAGAUCUACGCCCGAAUUCUAGGCACUUGUGGAAUCUUGGUUUCGGAUGCGGU
Messenger RNA from Gamsiella multidivaricata, 489 nucleotides. RefSeq lists its product as uncharacterized. The transcript has a single exon. The record is from RefSeq and is a predicted model, not a curated record. NCBI's taxonomy places the organism in Eukaryota, Fungi, Mortierellomycota, Mortierellomycetes, Mortierellales, Mortierellaceae. Bases 149 to 391 code for a protein of 80 amino acids.